AUGAGAUUUACAAGGGUCUUAAGACAAGCCGAAGAAGUAUUGGUGAAGGCUGCUUCCGGGUACCCCACGGGUAUUACUGGAUUAUACCAACAUCCUAAUCCCAGACCAGCAUUGAUUGCCUUGUAUAACCAUACAUUAAAGGUAUUGGAUACCAAGUACCCCAAGGAGUCCAUUUAUAGACAAGCCACCGAGACUUUGACUAAGAACAGAUUGAAGAUUGUUGAAGAAGAUGAAAUCACUGAAAGCAUUGAACAAAAGAUUGGAGGAGGUUUAAUUGAAGAAGUUAUAGUUCAAGCCCAUGAAGAAUUGAAUUUAGCUAAGGAAUUGGCUGAAUUGAAGGUUUGGGAAGAUUUGGAAGAAAAGCCUUUAGAUGACCAAUGGGUAUACUUUGGAAAGAAGAUCUAA
Lizanozyma spartinae is the source of this 405-nucleotide messenger RNA. RefSeq names its product Mci4p (gene MCI4). The transcript has a single exon. Gene Ontology annotation, biological process: respiratory electron transport chain. NCBI's taxonomy places the organism in Eukaryota, Fungi, Ascomycota, Pichiomycetes, Serinales, Debaryomycetaceae. The coding region runs from base 1 to 405 and encodes 134 amino acids. The record is from RefSeq and is a predicted model, not a curated record.